Photinus pyralis (common eastern firefly) is the source of this 2169-nucleotide messenger RNA. RefSeq lists its product as uncharacterized. The transcript is spliced from 14 exons. The record is from RefSeq and is a predicted model, not a curated record. The coding region runs from base 105 to 2003 and encodes 632 amino acids. Gene Ontology annotation, molecular function: protein binding. Lineage: Eukaryota; Metazoa; Arthropoda; Insecta; Coleoptera; Lampyridae.
AAACGAAAAUUUUUAAAUGUGUUGUGAGUUUAGAAACAGUUUGGACUGUGGUUAGGAAUUUUGUUGUGAUUUACGGAAAUUUGUAGUAAUUUAAAAACAAUAAGAUGUUUUUUGCCAUCGACUUGUUGUGCCCCCAACAUGGCGGCAAAUUUUCCAUUGCUUGGAUAUGUGCCACUCGGGGAACGGCUCACGUACGUCGCCACCAAAUUGUUACUUGCGACGUAAUAAAGUUGUGUGAAGAAAUAUUUGAAAUGGUAACGAGUUCGUCUAAUCGACCUAAGUUGCGGCUCUCCUUAAGUUUGGCAUCUCGGCUAAUUAAUGGGUUGGUUAAGAUUUUUAGACGACAAGUGGAAAUUUUGGAAGAAGAUAUAAUUAAGUUUCUCCGGGAAGUUAGAAGACCGGCAAUUGUAGUUCUUACUCAUCAUGAUGAAAGUAAGUCAGAACCAAUGGUGCGACCUAAAGUACGUAGGAAACGUAAGAGAAGGAUAGUGCUUUCUCAAGAUGGUCAAGUAGGACGUCUAUUGAUUCCUGAUGGACAAGUACAAAAUGUUGAUUUACAAACCAUUGUCGCCGAGGCUGAGCGUCGUCAAUCUGCAACUGAUACCCAUGCAAACCAAGAACUUAUUAAUAUUCGUGAGGAGCUACCCACUGAAUCUCAUUUUGAGACGGAUAUUGCAAGGGGACUGGGUGAUUUUGGUAUACUUGAAGAUGUUGCUGCACCUGCUCUUCCUGAUUUCAUAUCCAAGGCUUCUACACCUCUACAGGCAACUGUGCCUCCACGUACACCAACCAAGCGCACAAAAAGUAGAAAGGAAAAGGCGAUCCCAGCCCAGGCAGUAUUGCUGAGACGUGAAGAAGAGGAUGCAAUCCUCCCUGCUCCUAUACAGGAAGGUGUGAUUCCAGAGCCUGCUGGGUUAAUAGAUGUGAUUGAAAAAGACACAGAGCAGGCGGUUACAGAAAUAGUUGUGGCACCACGUCCCAAAUCCGUCGAGAAAAUAUUAGAGCAACCAAUACUUCCAGUUGAGAAAUCAGUUGAACAGCCAAUUGUUAAAACACCGCAGAGAAAGAAAGAAAGAAAGGCGAUUCCACUAACAAAAACUUUAGUUAAAAUACGGGCAAGGCGUACUGUGAAUAUCAAUCGGUGUGAGGAGGAUGACUAUGAACUGUUUGAUUUAUGGCAAUAUGAAAAUUGGUGCCCAAUUACGCUACCCGAACCAGAAGAUGCAGACAAACUGAUUUUUCCCCUUCUGCCAUUUUUACGACCAUUAUUGGACGAAGGCGACACAUUCCUAACUAACAUACAGGAAACGCCAUAUAUAAGACCCAGUAUACUACGUUCAGAUGCUUUAUCAAAAGUCGACAGUAGAGCUGUUUCCUCCUUAGCUCAAACUCAAACUAUGCAUACUCCUCUUCAAAUAUCCGAACAACAUCAGAUGGCUGUAACUGUAGAUAUUCAUCAACCGCCAGCUUCUAAGCGACGCAAAACCGCAGCAAUAGAGCAAAUAAGUCGUGAGGAACUCAUUCUUCCUCCUCCAAUACCAGAUCUGCCAGCAAUAGAUGUACUACCAGUAGCUGAAAGUACUCGGAUUACGAGCGGCUUAGAUCAAUCCAUUGUUCCGAUGCUUGAAAAACGAUUAUCAUCACAACCCAUUCUUGAAGAGCAGCACAUAUCAUUAGCACCUCGCGACGUUACUGUUGAAACUGAACUUCCACCAGCAGCAGAAGCGCCUAGACAAAAACCUAUGAUUGCAGUUGUAGAUCCAGAGAUGCAAUUGAAACGAAAUAGGCUGAAGUGCUUGCGACGGAAUUUAGAAAAAUGGGAUUUUGAAAAUCAGGGAAAUCCAACUAUUGAGGAUGUUUGCAAGAGACCUAUUAAUCGUCUUAAUAUAGCAACAGCGUUUAAUGAUUUAUUAACAUUACACAAAAUGGAAUAUGUUAUCCUUACUUCAAAACCGGACAGCUUGGAACUGGGGGAAAUUCAGAUGGGCCAGAAACUGCAAUAGUCAAUACAAGCGUGUUCUCUUAGUUGCUUUAAUAUUAAGUUUAAAGAUUUUAACUUCAUAGUAAGUAAGUAAUAUGUAAUUUCUGUAUUUCUAAGAAAAUGUUCAUUUAUUCUGUGUUAUAAAGAUUUAUAGUAUACGUAUGUUACAGCUGCUUUAGAAAUUUAUU